Molecule: messenger RNA, 2201 nt
Organism: Ostrea edulis (European flat oyster)
Lineage: Eukaryota; Metazoa; Mollusca; Bivalvia; Ostreida; Ostreidae
Exons: 5
Coding region: 544-2079 (511 amino acids)
Molecular function (GO): protein binding
Source: RefSeq, a predicted model, not a curated record
UCUGGAAUAUUGAAACUAGGGUUCUGUUGUGUUUUUCAAUUCUCAAAUACAUAUUUUUCUAAGCACAUUGUCUUUAAACUGUCGUUCUCACAUUCGUUUUAGCUUUGUGCUCCUGCUUUCUGAACGUCUACCAGUUUCAGUCAUUUUGCUGUUGUUGUUUUGAACCAUAUUGAAAAGAUAAUUUUUGUGAGUUUUAACAUAUCUAUGAUUAACAAACUAAACUGCUGUUAUCAAGGAUUUUAAAUUGUAAAAUCUAGUUUACGAAUGUGAGUUAUAGUUUACGAGGUCUUUCAUUGCAAAAAUAAAACUGCAGGUUGUUUAAUGUGACAGCAGUGAGGUAAGACCCGCCUCCUACUGCACUCGCGAAUCGCUCGUGUAGGUUUUAAGUCACAUAUCGCAAUGCAUGACGGGAUUAUGGAAGUGACUCAAUAUGGUUGUCGUCUUUUGAAAACAUUCCAUUGCUAAAUGAAUAGUUUGUGUAAAGGAUAGCGUUAAAAGCAACAUCAUCAGUAAUAGACAUGGAGUUAUUUCAAAGGAUAUCCUAUGUUUUAUUUUUAUCAACGUUAUACUAUCCGGGUGGCAGUGUUGACAGGCACAUCUCUCAGAGCCACUGUCGGAGAUUCCUUAGACUUUAGUUGUACAUAUACACUAGAAGGAGAUGAAGUGGUGUACCCAGGACGUGUUUCCUGGGAAAUAAAAAAAGAUUCAGCAGCGACAGGAUUUGAGAGCAUCGCCACAUUUGCACCUCCCAACUCUGGUGGUUCUAAUGCUUUCACAAGUACAGAGUCUGGUCUGAAAUUCAAAGAUAGGUCAGAAUUACCCGAUGUGACAUCUGACGAUAACACAACGUUUAAUGUUGUGAUGAGGGUGAGAAACGUGGAUUGUGCCGAUGAAGACAGCUACAGAUGUAAUGUUAAUUAUGUUAGUUCAACUCAAGGGCCAAGCGUUGUUACUGCAGAGACAUCUCUCACAGUUCAAGCUCCAGCGGAGAAGCCCUAUGCAGUUCCGGUUCCUGUUCCGGAUAAUAUCGAGGAGGGUAUGAACGUAAAGUUCACCUGUACUGCUAAUGUUGGGAAACCACCGGGAAAAAUCAGGUGGUGGCGCUACAGGUCUGGAAUAAUUGCACCACAGCCUAUGGGCGACUCUUCAGAAAACCCACAGGUACAGCCUAAGGUGUGUGUGUACAACGUGACUAGUUCCAUCGAACACAACAUGUCCAGUGAUGAUGACCAGUCGGUGUGGCGGUGUUCCGUAGACAAUGAGCUGUUAACAACUCAGCCUGACCAAAACAAACCUAACCAAGAAUCUCAAAGAGUCAAUGUCUAUUAUAAGGUUAGAGUUCCCACAAUAUGGCUUCGAAAUGCAGGAAAUAAACAGUAUCCUGUUGGUUCUGAUGUGACCUUGAUCUGUGAAGCUGAUGGUAAUCCGCGUCCACGAACCUACCGUGGAGACAGGAACAUCAAUAAGUAUGUGUGGACAUUCCGGGCGGAUCCCAGCGACAAUGCCACGAAAUUAGCAUCUAAUAAUGGCGACCUUCAACUGACCAAUCUGCAGGAGUCGCAAACUGGGAUAUACACGUGUACAGCGUUCAAUGGAUUCAAUGGAAAGUCAUUUAAUGCAUCCCGAGACACCAGUUUACAAAUAGAGCGCCCUCCUGAAACUCCCCAUGAAUCACACCAACUCGUCGCUUUUUAUGCCAGGACGUCAACCUCGGAAAAGGCCCCGAACGGCAACCAUAUUCUGGUAUUUGAUAAUGUCGUCACAAAUGUUGGCAAUGGAUAUAAUGGGUUUGACGAUGUAUUUAUUGUCCCAAGAGAUGGAGUGUACGUAUUUAUUUGGGUCGUACGAUUACAUGAAUCUCAACGUUCCACGCAGCUGAUGAUCAACAACGUUGAAUAUGGGUCCACUCAUUUUCGCGCCAUUAAUGGAGACGAUGGAUCCGUCAGCGGAAACGUUCUUACGCAUGUCAAUAAAGGAGAUGUUGUAUUCAUCCGCGUGUAUACCACUACUAAUGCAUACAGAAACACCCCAAGUAAUGGACACGGAAAAUCUACGUUUUCUGGAUGGCUUCUUCGGUAGAUGUUUUGGUGAAAAUAUCCAUUGAAAACAGAUAUUGGAAGUCACACGCCUGAAAAGACUAAAUCAUUUUUGUUCAUAAUUCUUUCCAUGUACAAAUUAAAAUACAUGUCUAUAUAGCUGCA